Molecule: messenger RNA, 1310 nt
Organism: Hyposmocoma kahamanoa
Lineage: Eukaryota; Metazoa; Arthropoda; Insecta; Lepidoptera; Cosmopterigidae
Product: alpha-(1,3)-fucosyltransferase C-like
Exons: 2
Coding region: 10-1239 (409 amino acids)
Cellular component (GO): membrane
Molecular function (GO): alpha-(1->3)-fucosyltransferase activity
Source: RefSeq, a predicted model, not a curated record
CUUCCAGACAUGCACUACAUCCUUUUAUGGACAGAAAACCUAACGCAACCUUACAAGACAAUGAGUAAAGGUCAAAAUAUAUUUGUCGAGAGAAAAUGUAAAUAUAGGAAUUGUUUCGUGACAAAUGACGAAUUAUAUUUGAAAAACGUAACAGAUUUUGAUGCUAUCGUGUUUAUUGGAUCGCAGAUUACUAAAUCAACAAUUGUGCCACUCAGUCGUUCAGAGGAUCAGUUGUAUGUCUUUGCCUCGAAGAAACCAGCAAAAGAUUACCCAAUGGAUACACAUUUUGAUUGGUUCUUCAAUAUGACUUGGACAUAUAAACUUGAUUCGGAUAUUCCUUCCUGGUAUAUAGCAGUACGUAAUAACACAGGUGCAAUAGUAGGUCCAAAAAAAGAACCACAUUGGAUGAGUUGGAUAAGUUUAGAUAACAUGGUAUCUAUUAUUGGGGAUAGUUAUUUGACCCAAAAGCUCCAUGGUAAAAAGACUGCUGUCAUGUGGAUGGCAGAUAAUUGUAAUUCAAAGAAAAUCACUGGUACACGUGAAGAGUAUGCCAAACAGUUAGAACAUCAAAUGCAGAAGUACGGUCUCAAAUUUGAUACCUACGGGAAGUGUGGAAAAAAAAAUUGUAAAAGUUUGAAGGAAUGUUUGUCUAAAUUAGAGUCUGAUUACUACUUCUAUUUUGCUGCAGAGGAUUCGACAUCUAAAGACUAUGUUACGGAAAAUCUGUUGUAUCCUUUACAACAUUUCGCAGUGCCCAUUGUUUAUGGUGGAGCGAAUUAUACCAGAUUUAUGCCCGAAGGCUCUUACCUGAACGCCAAAACAUUACCGGCCGACGAAUUAGCUCUGCAAAUGAGCAAGAUAUUAAACGACAAAGAUAAAUAUCUAACGUAUUUCAGAUGGCAAAAGUUUUACGCUUUUGAAAACACAGAAGAUAGUCCUGAUACUGAUGAAUACUGCAAAUUCUGUGCGAUAUUAAAUAACAAACGACGCAGAAGUGAGAGAAAAGUUUAUGCGCAUUUUUCGCAAUGGUGGAACGAGCGUCCUUAUGAAACUGAUGGAAUAUUUACUUCCCUACAUCCAGAUCCCAUAGUUACUUUCAGUCCUGCAAAAACGAAAGACAAAAUUAUUAUGGACAAUCCGUACAUUCCGACAUCGCGUCAUAUGGAGAAAAAAAACGAAGCUGGCUUCUUUGGAUUCAUCGCUAGUUUGGUCAAUUAUUAUUUUGAUAUAGCUCUUUGAAAAUAACCUACAAAAGAGUUUUUUUUACGAUACCAAGUGACAACGUGUUCGUCCUACAAGUCAUGCGUCUG